Molecule: messenger RNA, 3035 nt
Organism: Larimichthys crocea (large yellow croaker)
Lineage: Eukaryota; Metazoa; Chordata; Actinopteri; Sciaenidae
Product: ETS-related transcription factor Elf-2
Exons: 9
Coding region: 400-2091 (563 amino acids)
Biological process (GO): cell differentiation; regulation of transcription by RNA polymerase II
Cellular component (GO): nucleus
Molecular function (GO): DNA-binding transcription factor activity, RNA polymerase II-specific; sequence-specific DNA binding
Source: RefSeq, a predicted model, not a curated record
CGUAAUUUAUAGGGGGCGUGGUUUGUAGCGGCUUCGGUAGCUGCAGUUGUUGACGGCUGGGUUCGUCCCGGUGACGUCACGGCGGUCUGUCUUUGACCCGCUGGCUCCGUCGUAGCGAAGAGGCGGCGCGCCGGAAAGCUACAGGACAGCGAGCAUCGAGCAGCAACCAAAACACAACUCCACGGCCUCCAGUACCGCGUUCACCCGCUCCAUUUAAAUCAGGACGUCGAUAGGCGUCCGCUGGGCGCUGUUUGAGGGACGGAGGACUCUCGUUUAUGCGCGCGGAGCCAGCGCUUUGGCCUCGCCAGCUCGGCUAACGGUAGCUAACAGCAGCAGGCCCAGCUAGCGCUAGCCGCGGAGCUUACUUUUCGCUAGCAGGAGUAAAACAAGGAAUGAGUGAUGACCUCUGUGGUGGUGUCAGACGGUGGAGGGAACAUAGUGGAGUAUGUCACUGUGGUGGAGGAGCCCCAGCAGUGUGAGCAGCAGCCCACCGAGGAGGAAGAGGAGGAGGAGGAGGAAGAGGUGGUCCAGCAGGAAAUCGAGGCGGUGAUCGUGGAGGGCGGAGAGGAGGUGGAGGAGGACGUGGAAGAGGAGGAGGGCGUGGUGCUGCAGGAGGAGGGAUGUCCAGCAGUGAUCGUGGAGGAGGUGCCCAGCGCCCAGGUGGAGGAGUGCUACUCGGCGCAGGUGCUGGUCUACGAUGAUGAGACGUACCUGAUGCAGGACGUGGCCGAUGAGCAGGAGGUAGUGACGGAGGUGGCUGAGACAGUGGAGAUGUCGGGUCAUGACAUAGUGUGUUUCGACAAGACGUUUGAAGCUGCUGAAGCUCUCCUUCACAUGGAGUCUCCUGGAGGACUGCACAACGAACGCAACACAGCAGAGGAUGUGAUGAUGGAGACGGUGGUGGAGGUGUCUACAGAGUGCGGGCCCAUAGAGGAGGAGUCCUUCCCCAUCCCUCCUGAAUGUGAACCUGCUGCCAAGAAGAAGAGAGGGGGUGGACGUAAGCCCAAGACACACCAGCCUGCUUCCAAUGUGUCCUUUGACCUGGGGAUCAAGAAGAGGCAGAGGGAGGGCAAAGGUAACACCACCUACCUGUGGGAGUUCCUGCUGGAGCUGCUGCAGGACAGAAACACCUGCCCCAGGUACAUCAAGUGGAUGCAGAGGGAGAAGGGCAUCUUCAAACUGGUCGACUCCAAGGCUGUGUCUAAACUGUGGGGGAAACACAAGAACAAGCCCGACAUGAACUACGAGACCAUGGGCCGAGCCCUGAGGUAUUACUACCAGCGUGGCAUCCUGGCGAAAGUGGAGGGUCAGCGGCUGGCCUACCAGUUCAAAGACAUGCCCAAGAACAUCCGGGUGAUCGAUGAUGAGGACGAUGGAGAGGAGGUGGAGGACAGUGAGGGCAUGGUGUCCGGACAGCACCCGGCUCACCAGCAGGGCACCGUCACCCUGGGCACCAACUUGCCCACCGCCACCCAGCCUCAGCAGACCUACGUCACUGUCAUCCCCAGCAAUGCUGCCAGCAGGCCCAUCCGAGCCAUGCCAGUGGUCAUGACCAACUCACUAGGUCAGGUGACGUUAAACUCCUCCUCCAUCCUCACCACAGGGGUCCCAGUGACGGUAGCCAACGCAUCGGCAGGCGCUCCCCCCAAACUGGUCAUCCAGGCUCUGCCCACCAUGCUACCUGCAGGCUCCAAAGCAGGAGAGAAGAUCACCAUCAUCACCAUCCCGGCCAACCAGCUGGCCACGCUCAUGCAGGCCAACCCGUCAGGCCACAUCACGCAGCUCAUCCAGGCUAAACCUGUGGCUACGCAGUUAGCGCAGGCCGCUGCCAAAUCAAGCGCCGGCACACAGACAGUCCAGCUGACAGCGGGCCGGCCGACGCCGCAGCUCAUCCUGGCCAAACCGGCGGCGGUGGCCCAGCCGCUGCCACAGCUCUCUGUACAGGUCAGCCACCCAACUCUACCCAAAACCCCCAUCCAGCCCUCAAAGCCCUCCAGCAGUCAACCCGAGGCAGCACAAUCAGAGGCAGCGUCUGAGGCCACACCUCCCUCCAGCCCAACAGCAGCAACAGCAGAAACCCCGUCAUCCUGAGCCAUGCACGGAGCCGGAGCCACCAGAGGGGGGUACAGUAGGUGACUGUGGACAGUGCUGAGGAAGUGCAGUACACCUCCCACACACACACACACACACACACACACACACACACACACACACACACACACACCCUGCUACAUGGCAGAGCUCCUAUGUAAUUGGCUCAGACUGUCAGCCUGACGCUGGUCUCUAGGGAGACGCUUGCUCUUACUCUGGAGCUUCUGAAGCUUCGCAAAGGAUUAAAGGGACUGUUGUAGUGACACACAGGUGGUUGAGAGCUCAAACAUGGGCAGCCUUAGAUUGUAAAUGAAACUUCUUUUUGUAAUCAAAUGUAAUAUAACGAGCCUGAUGAGACUUUGUUGUAAACAGAAAUGUAAAAAGCAUUUUUUGAUACUCAGCAGGUGUGUGUAUCCGCACAGACGUAGUUUGAAUUCAUCUCUUUGUUUCAGUCUAAUAGUUGGUCUGCAGACCUCUGUUACUCCACACAGCACUGUCACAUUCAACACGUCUUCUUUAGUUUUUUACUGUUUGUAAAAAGGGAGUGAAAGGAUGUCUGCGUCAAGAGAAGAGAACUAAAUGGUCUGUUCCACAUCAGAAGUAUAAUAUACUAUUUUUUUUUCUUGUACUAUCAGUGUAUUGAAGUAGAUUUUACUUAUUAUAAAAAAACAUGAAAUGUGAAUGAAAGCUGUCUGAAUUUGUGUUAUUCAAUCUUCUGGGAAGGAACAUGCUGGAGAAGUAUUUAAUGAAUGAAUACAAAGUACGGUGUGCAGGUCACUGUGCUGCCCUACGCUACACCACGUCACAUUGUGUCACGCCUGUAUGAUGAUGGCUGUCUUGUUAUUUCAUGUUGAUUCUUCAGUACUGUUUCCAUCACCUUGUUUGUUUUAUUUCAAGGGGAAUCCGAGCGCCUGUGACCUGCUGUGACAUAAACUAUAACUGUA